Molecule: messenger RNA, 1775 nt
Organism: Cannabis sativa
Lineage: Eukaryota; Viridiplantae; Streptophyta; Magnoliopsida; Rosales; Cannabaceae
Product: glycerol-3-phosphate acyltransferase RAM2
Exons: 1
Coding region: 85-1575 (496 amino acids)
Biological process (GO): cutin biosynthetic process
Cellular component (GO): membrane
Molecular function (GO): glycerol-3-phosphate 2-O-acyltransferase activity; phosphatase activity
Source: RefSeq, a predicted model, not a curated record
CACUUCAAUCUAAAUCCUCUAAAUCUCAAAUUGGCUAUACUUACGUAAUAACAAAGUUUAAUUAGUACGUAACAUUGUGUUAUAAUGGCCAAAGAAGAUAGCUUCUCUUCUCUCAAAACCAUCGACAAAUGCCAAUCAACCGAUCGUGAAAACAACAUUAUCGCAGUCGAUAUGAACGGUACUUUGCUUACCCAACAAAGCCCUUUCCCCUACUUUGCACUAGUGGCAUAUGAAAUUGGUGGAAUUUUAAGGCUUCUCUUCUUGCUAUUGACUUACCCACUUGCCAAAUUUUUCUAUCACUUCGUCUCAGAAUCAGCUGGUAUUCGAGUCAUUAUUUUUUCCACCUUUGUAGGUAUGAAAAUUUCUGAUAUUAAAUGGGUAGCCAAAGCUGUUCUUCCCAAAUUUUACUCUGCCGAUGUGCACCCCGACACAUGGCGAGUCUUCUCGUCAUGUGACAAACGGUGCGUUUUGACAACAACCCCAAGAAUCAUGGUGGAACCUUUCUUGAAAGAAUAUUUAGGAGCUAAUUUAGUUAUUGGUACAGAAAUAUCUUCCAUUAAAGGUUUCGCCACGGGCUUUGUUAAGAAGCCCGGGGUUCUUAGUGGGAAGAACAAAGCUGAAGCGCUUCGCCACGAGUUUCCUAACCCAACACCUAAUAUAGGUGUGGGUGAUAGUGAAAAUGAUUACCUAUUUAUGAAGAUUUGUAAAGAAAGUUACAAGGUUGAUGCCAAAACCAAAGUUGAACCACUCAGUUGCGAAAAGCUACCUAAAGUAGUGAUAUUUCAUGAUGGUAGAAUUGUUCAAAAACUAACACCUUUCAUGGCUUUACUUGUUAUUAUUUGGACCCCAAUUGGGUUAAUCUUAGCAUGUUUGCGAAUCCUAGCUUCAAUAACAAUUCCUUGGUCCAUUCUCACUUACGUGAUAUGGAUUUUGGGGGUUCGUAUCAAAGUAAAAGGAAACUUAUUUCCUUUUACUAAAGGCCAAUCUGGGCUUCUCUUCGUUUGCUCUCAUCGAACGGUCCUCGAUGCAACUUUCGUUGCUGGGGUUCUUCACCGUCGGAUCACAACCGUCUCUUAUUCCAUUUCACGAUUAUCAGAGAUCAUUUCACCAAUAAAAACCACACCACUAAGCAGAGACCGAGUCAAAGAUGCUGCUCUGAUUAAAAAGACUCUAGAGGAAGGUGACUUGAUCAUUUGCCCUGAAGGUACAACUUGUCGUGAGCCUUUUUUGCUUAGGUUUUCAGCUUUGUUUGCGGAUUUAUCUAAUGAGUUGGUUCCCGUGGCUAUAUCUGUUAAAAUGGGCAUGUUUUAUGGUACCACUGCGAGAGGUUCGAAAUGGAUGGACCCAUUUUACUUCAUGAUGAAUCCGAGUCCGUGUUACGAGUUGAAUUUUCUUGAUAAGUUGCCUUAUGAGUUGACUCGGCGAGGUGGGAAGACGAGUGUUGAGGUGGCUAAUUAUGUACAGAGGUUGAUUGCAUCGACAUUGUCGUUCAAGUGCACAAAUUUAACUAGGAAAGACAAGUAUAUGGCGCUUGCUGGGAACGAUGGUGUUGUUGAAAACAAAAAGAAUAAUUAAUUGGGGUCAAUAUUUUGAUGUUUAAGGUUAGUGUCAAGACCCUCCUACAAAUUUUAUUGCUUAUUAUUAAAUGAAGUAUGUACUACUGUUUUCGUUUUCAUGCAUUGAUGAUGUAAUAAAUACAUAAUGUGGGAAAAUAAUUUUACACAAUUGCCCACAAAAUUUCAAAUAAAAAAGUGAUUUUCCUAUUUCUCAAAAAA